GAAUUGGACAAUAUGCUGGGCCAAUUAUUGUAGGUGGCUGCAUAUUCAUUUCCUAUGAAACUCUGGUACUGGGAGAAAGCGUGACGCUUGACACACAAGCUGUAGAACAAGAAAAGCUGAAGUCGUAUGUCUAUGUGUAUCCCAUUCUACUAGAAAAGCAAGGAUUGGAGGGAGUUCCAGGCAAAGCCAGAAAAGGACUACAAAAGGCAGUCAAAAGACUGGUGCAAGCCACAGCCAAGAUUUUCUCAUUGCCCCUGGAUGAGCAUUACUUAAGACAGGAUGUGGAAAGCCAUGAUUCUGAUUUGUGGCUUCUUCUAAAACGGACACAAUCUACAUGUAAAGCAGUACGUGUGCAGGCUGUUCAGGAACUGGCGAAGAAGUAUCACUGGCAUGAUUAUCAGUACAGAACGCUGGCCCAAGCAUUAGAUCAGAAAACAAGCAUUGGGCUAGCCCGAUCACAGGAUGUUGACUUUCGCUUUUUUUUACAUCCUCCAUCACCAAGAAUAAUUGAGAACUCCUGCAUUGAAGAUGAGCUCAGAAAUCUGCUGGCCUCUCUACCACAAUCUGAAGUGGAUCAGUGUGUGCAGUACUUUACUUCUCUUGCUCUACGAGAAAGUAAUCAGUCUUUGUCAGCACAAAGGGGAGGCUUAUGGUGUUUUGGAGGGAAUGGGCUUCCUUACGCACAGAGUUUGAGCUCUGUUCCAUCCGAGAAAGUUGAGUCAUUUUGUCUUCAAGCACUAGCUCAACAUUCCAAGAUCAUGUGUCAGACAUCAGGACCUUCACAGGGCCCCAGUGUGCAUUCGGAUAAUCUGCAGAUUGUUCCAAGUCACUGUGACAAGAUUGUAAUGAAUGGAGGUCUGCAGUUGCUUCAGAAAAUAUAUCAGCUACGUCAUGAUUCUCAGAAAAUUCAAAGGAAUAUCAUUCGAACAAUUGGAAAUUUGGCUUUACAUGAACAUCUUCACUCAGCCAUUGUACAAUCAGGAUGGAUUGGUAUACUCGCUGAGGCAAUGAAAUCACCACACGUUAUUCACGCUUCACAUGCGGCAAGAGCCUUGGCCAAUCUUGACAGGGACACAGUAAAGGAGAAGUAUGAGGAUGGAGUAUAUAUUCUUCAUCCUCAGUAUAGAACCAGUCAGUCAAUCAAAGCAGAUGUUCUUUUCAUCCAUGGUCUGCUGGGGGCAGCUUUUAAAACAUGGCGACAGAAGGACCACAGUAAUAUGGAGGAUAAGGAUGCUGAUUACACAGAAUGUUGGCCAAAGACCUGGUUGGCUGCAGACUGCCCCAAUCUCAGAAUAUUGUCAGUGGAGUAUGACAGCCACCUUAGCGACUGGAGAUCCAAGUGCCCUGUGGAAAAUGAAAGGAAAUCCAUGGCUUACAGGGGUCGGGAACUGUUGACUAAAUUGAAAGCUGCAGGUGUUGGGGAUAAGCCAAUGGUGUGGGUAGCACAUAGUAUGGGAGGCUUGCUAGUCAAAAAGAUGCUUUUAGAUGCUUCAGAGGAUCCUGAAUUGAGGUCAGUGGUUCAGAAUACCCAAGGGAUUGUAUUUUACAGUGUACCUCAUUGUGGAUCACGCUUAGCAGAAUACUCUGUCAAUGCUCGUUUUCUGCUGUUUCCCUCUGUUGAAGUCAAGGAACUUAGUAAGGAUUCACCUGCUUUGAGAGAACUGAAUGAUAAUUUCACCAGAUUGGUAGAGGAACAUAAAGUCAACUUAUUGAGCUUUGGAGAAAUGUUACCAACAUACAUCGGCAGCAUGAUCAAACUGCAUGUGGUGCCUCCAAAUUCAGCAGACUUGGGAAUUGGGGAUUUUAUUCCCUUGGAUGUUAAUCAUCUAAACAUUUGCAAACCUGGAAGCAGAAAUUCCUUUCUUUACCAGCGGAGUCUGAAAUUUAUAAAAGAUUCUCUGGAAAUUGAAUUCAAAAGGUGAAUCUUAGUCUCACCAAGCUUUGGCUUUACAGGGUGCUUUAUUGCAUUCUAUUCCUUAUCCAAACAAAAUUUUGAAAAAGCUAAGUACAUGUAUAUUUAAAGAUUAUCUUAAACAUUUUCGUAUUUAAUAAAUGAGACCUAUACCAUUAUAUUAUCGUGGAUUGAUUAAAGACAGACUAGAUGUGCUUACAUAUCUAUUUUAUGAAAAGGAUAGUUUUAAAUGAUUGUAUGCAAAACUGUACUUAAAUUGACAUGUUUAAUAGAACUAAUGUUAUUCAUUAGUAACAGUUAAUGUGUGUUUAUAUAGUUGUGAUACCAAGAGGAAACAAACAAAAGUUCACUAUAUGAUAAUCUUGAACAAACAUCUGAAUACAGGAAGCCAUUGUAAAUGUUUUUGUUCCCAGUGGAUGAUGCCUUGACAACAUUGACUUUCAAAGAAAAGUAAUUAAAGACAUUCAAAAACUA
This is a messenger RNA of Chiloscyllium plagiosum (whitespotted bambooshark), 2386 nucleotides long. The record is from RefSeq and is a predicted model, not a curated record. NCBI's taxonomy places the organism in Eukaryota, Metazoa, Chordata, Chondrichthyes, Orectolobiformes, Hemiscylliidae.